Molecule: messenger RNA, 5018 nt
Organism: Vespula pensylvanica (western yellowjacket)
Lineage: Eukaryota; Metazoa; Arthropoda; Insecta; Hymenoptera; Vespidae
Gene: Ets65A
Product: transcriptional regulator ERG homolog
Exons: 6
Coding region: 540-1604 (354 amino acids)
Biological process (GO): cell differentiation; regulation of transcription by RNA polymerase II
Cellular component (GO): nucleus
Molecular function (GO): DNA-binding transcription factor activity, RNA polymerase II-specific; sequence-specific DNA binding
Source: RefSeq, a predicted model, not a curated record
CCGCCGCGGCCACAGUUGCGCGAGACAACCUGCCCGGAGUACCUUCUUCUUGAUAUCGGCACCAGCAUCCUCCGGAUUUGAAGCUUUUGCCUUUUCGCGAAUUAAUUUUAUAUCAUUCUUUCGUUCUUCAAAGAUAUCGUGUUUCGAUACGUCGUACGAUGUCUUCCGUCGUUAGCGUCUAACUCGACUCAAUUAUUUAACCAGACAUGGAAUUUAGUCAGUCGUUUUUAUACUUGGACGAAUUGACGAUAUCAUCGACAGUUUUAUAUCUUUUUGUUUCUCGCAUUAUUAUAACUCUGUGUUGAUCGGGCGAUGUGUGAAAAGACUUCUACGAUUUUGUGAUAAAGCUAUCUUGUGAUUAGGAUGAUCAGUGAUAUUAAUCUUAAGAGAUUUUAUUAUAAUCGAACCUUCUCUCAGUGAGAAGAUUCGUGGUGCAAGCUGUGUGAAAUUGUUCGAUUCGAUGUCAAUUCGUUAUAAGGAUUAAUCCGUGUCACAAGAUUCGUGAAAAUCUGCCGAGAAAUCGAAGGGGCACUUUGGUGAUGUACGACAGCGCUAGCUGUUCGUACGCAGGUGCGCUCGAAUUAAAAGGAACCGGGAGUGGAGCUGCGGCCGGGGCCGGGGUCGGGGUUGGGUCCGGAUCCGGGAGCGGAACCGGAGUCGGGGCCGGAGCCACGACCGCGGCCGCGGCCGCUGCUUCUGCGGUGGUUGCGGGUGUUACUGCGGCCGGUGUCAAACAAGAAAAUUGGCCGUAUCGCGGGCUCACCUGUGACAGCACCUUUCAACGACUUAAGGAGAGUGUCAAACAGGCUAAACAGGCUCUAGCCGAUCGUGCUGGUUAUCUUCCUGGAGCUUUUUCACCGCCUCCGCGUGCCAACCCGUCCGCCAUUUCGCCGACCGCCUCCAUCACCGAUGCAAGUAGUUCGUACAAAGGAGGCUGGAGUCACGCGACAUCGCCGGCUCCUGGCCAGGGGUACGGAAGCAGCCUAUCAAAGUCGGCGUUGGACACUCACAGCCACCUCAGGCAGCCUGACCCCUACCAAAUGUUUAGCGCGACGAGUAGUCGCUUGGCAAGUUCAGGGUCCGGUCAAAUUCAGCUCUGGCAGUUCCUACUCGAACUUUUAUCCGACUCAAGCAACGCCGCGUGCAUUACGUGGGAAGGAACCAACGGUGAAUUCAAGUUGACCGACCCAGAUGAGGUGGCAAGACGUUGGGGCGAGAGAAAGUCGAAACCGAACAUGAACUACGACAAAUUGUCGAGGGCCUUAAGGUACUACUACGAUAAGAACAUCAUGACGAAGGUCCACGGGAAGAGGUACGCGUACAAGUUCGACUUUCAAGGUCUAGCAGCAGCUACGCAACCAGCUGCGGCUGAUCCCGCGGCAUACAAAUACCAAAGUGAGCUCUUCAUGUCUGGUUAUGGUCAUGCAAAGUUAAACUUGAUGCCACCACCAGCAGCAUCAGUUUCCGUUUCGGUACCAGGUGGUCUUUUCCAAUCAGCAUCCAGUUAUUGGUCGACGACACCAAGUGCGAAUCUUUACGCUGGUCACCACACGGCAUCGGGACACGUGCCGCCACAUCUUGGCACCUACCCCCAUUACGCAUGACCUUCUGCUGAACAUUGGGGCACUCUUGGUACGCCGCGUUAAUGAUACCAUCUAAUCGUAACUGAGAAAAUCUCUUUCGGGACAAAAACGUCUAAUAACUCGGGAAAAAAGCGUCUUGAUACGCACUUAUCACGUCCAAAAUCGAUUAAUGGGACGUGUGUUAAAACAACAUCGUGCACCGUCGCACCCUAUUAAACUAACUCCCUUCAACAAAUCCAUAAAUCACCUUGCUCUCUUUUACCUAUCGAGUUAAUGAUUUUUAUCCACUAUUACGUAUACUACCGUCCACGAGAUAUUUUUUUCAUAUACCUAAUUUAUUCAAAAACUUGAGUAAACUCUCUUCUUUAUUAUAUAAUAUUCGUUUAUUAUAUAAUAUUUAAUAUUUAAAUGAUUAUUAUUAUUAUUUUAUUAUUACAAAAUUAGCAUCUAUCUUUACGUUAACGUGUUAAUGAGUUUGUUUUAAUAAAUGAAAUAACAUUUACAAUUGCAUAUGAUAGAUACAGGAAACAGUUGAUAGCUUAGAAACGGUAGUCUACGCAGUAGUACGAGUCAACGGAGAUUCAUCGCCAAUUAUUUAAAUUCGUACCAAAAUCAAACCCAAAAUCCUUUUCCCUACCGACGUUCCGCGAUUCUUCGAUACAGGAUUAAGAAGCAAAUACGUGAAUUCUUGAGUAUUCGCGUUCUCGUCUUGUGACAAUGAAAACGUGAACAACUCGGGACGAACAAUCCCCGUCGGACAAUUUCGCGAAACUUUCGUGGUCGACGGUGCGCUCGGAUUCUUGUAAGAUCAUUGUAAAUAAAAUAUAUUGCAUUACGCGAACGAUCGAGAAGUUUAUAUGACGAUUCUCUUGAAUCACGAUUUAUCCUUACAUAUUUUUCAGGACAUUUACGAAUAGAUAAUUUUUUUGAUUUUUGUCUCUCUUCUUUUUUUGAUGAUCGAUAGAAACAAAUGAAAGAUAAUUAUUCUGAUAAUAUUGAGAUGUUAUCGAAAUAUUAACGAACGAAUAACGAUGUCAUUUCCGUAAAUUAACACGAUGGAAAGCAAUCAUGUAACGAUAAAUCGUACGAUCGGAGUUGGUCUAUCUAAACGUCGAUUCGUCUAUUGAUAAGGACCCAGCGUGAUUCCAUCAGCGAAAUGUUGAAUUUUGCAGCCCGAUCGAAUCGGUUAUGAUGAGACGUCAGAUAGUUCAAAAAGGAACAUUCAAAAAUACAAAUAUACAAAAAUAAUCCGUUAUGAGUGUCAUAUCAAACAUUUGCAUCUAUUUAUCACACACAAUUUUAAAACGAUAGAUACACGAUUUGAAAAAGCUAAUUCAUAUGUUCCAAAAUAAAUAGCAUGGCACUUUGGAUUGGCAAAAUACGUAACCGAUUGUCGAUUAGGGUUAAAAGCAAUGCGUGUAUUAUAAAUUCUUUUAACUUAUUUGUUAUAUAAUAAUAAUAAUAAUAAUACUAAUAAUAAUAAUAAUAAUAAUAAUAAUUAUAAUAAUAAUAAUAAUAAUAAUAAUUAUAAUUAUAAUUAUAAUUAUAAUAAUAAUAAUAAUGAUAAUGCUAAUGAUAAUGGUAUAGAUAGAGAUGCCUCGUCGUGUCGUUUAACGACAGGUAAUAGCAAAUAUACGCUUCUUGAUACUGUGACAUACAGUGGCAAAGAAGUGUCAGUUCGACCGCGACAAAUUUAAAAAAUUAAUAAUAAUAAUGAUGCUGAAAAGAAAAAAAAUACACCACGCAGCGAGUUAACAUCGAUUCUCUCUCAUCCGAACUUACAAUAUUAUUACAUUAUACGUACAUACGUAUAUACCUAUUACAUACCGAAAUGCAAAGGAAAAAGAAAAAAAGAGAAAGAGAUCCAUGGUUUCUUUACGCGAUAUUUAUUUUCCAUGAUCGAUUAGUAGUCCUUCUAGUCAGACGGACGUGAACGAAUGAACAGAGAGAUAUUCGACACAGAGAGUAAUAAAUAUUUUCUAUGAAACGAUGUUUUUCAAUAAAUAUUCCUUCAAUACGUGUGUGGCUACUCUAUCUAUGCAAACAACAAUCGAGGAUAUAGCUCGGUGAGAGGCCAAGGAUGAUGAUUAUUAGUUAGCCCUCGUCGAAGAACGCCGAACGCCGAAAUUUCGAAAAAAAACAAACUCCCUCUCACCCUUCUUCCCCACCCACGCUCAUCCUAUUCCCUUCCCCUCCCCCAACAAGUCCCCUAUUUUCUUCACUGAAAUCCGAGAUAAUCUUUUAUUGUAUGUUAUAUUAGCCCCGUUUUCGUCCUAAACGAUGUACCUCUGUCAUAGAAGCGUAACUCCCGAAGUCGUAUGCUGUACAAUAUACCAUCCGUAAGAAAAGAAAAAGAAAAAGAAAAAAAGAAGUAAGAAGCAAUUUAUAGAAUUACUUUUAACGAUCAAAAAUGCUGCUCCGUACGAUCCAUAGAAUCGCUUUAUAUGUAUGUAUGUAUGUAUAGGGUGAUAUAAUCGACAAGACGAAAAAAAAAAAGAAAGAAAACAAAUAAGAAAAAAAAAAAAAAAGAGAGAUAAGGUGGCUUCUCGUUUCUCGAUUGGCAAUACUAGAUGCGAUUCCAUGGAAUGUCGGAGAAAUGCUCGUGUAGAUAGGAUGUUUUCAUGUGUAGACACGUAGAAACAUAGACGAAUUAGAUUUAGAUCGCGAGUGAGUGUGGGUGGUGAGUGUGUAUAUGUAUAUGUGUAUGUGUAUGUGUAUGCGAGAGAGAGAGAGAGAGAAAGAGAGAGAAUGAGAGAAUGUAUUAUGUGAGCGUGUAUGUAUGUAUGUAUGUAUGUAGGAAGAAAGAGAGAGAGAAUGUAACGUUGAAAUCGAAUCGGACGAAUGUGAUGUACUUUAAGUGUGCGUGUAUGCGUGUGUGUUAUGUUUGUCUCUCUCCGAGCGUAUCCGCGAGAGUGGGCGUGAUUUUUAAAAAUGGUGGAAAGGCGAUGAUAACGAUGACGACGAUGAUGAUGACGACGAUGACAAUGAUAGAUGCAAGGGCGGCGAGGAUGUCUGGCACUAGCGUAGACCGCGUUAGGUUAGGUAGAUAAGCGACCCCUCUCACGCAGCAAGAAAAGUACAUACACACCAUAUACAUACAUAGGAGAGAGCCUCAAAGGUCAGGAAACAAGCGGCUGCUACGUAUAUACGAUGGCUACGACGACGGUCAGGUGGAGAGGAAUGGAAGAAAAGGAACGCAAAAGAAAAAAAAUAGAGAGAAAAGAGAAAGAGAGAGACAGAGAGAAUGAAAAUGGAACAAGAAGAAGAAGCAACAACAACAACAAAAAAAAAAGAAAGAAAGAAAGAAGUAAAGAAAAGGAAUGCGAGAGAAAGAGGGGGCGCUGUUGUUGUUCUUGUUGUCGUGCGCUUGUAUUAAAGUCGCCAUGUUCUAAUUAAACGUGCCGACGGGGUUGUAUCAGUCGUCGGCAAAAUCAA